CUUCAUCUUCAGCUUCAUUGUCUGCUUUCUUUGUUUCUAAAUUUUCCAAAAAAAAGCCAUGUCUUCGUUUGAUGAUCUCUAUCUCUCCAACUUCGCAUAUUCCACCGACAACUUCACCGUUGCUCAAAUAAACGACAUCGUCAUCCCCGCUCUCAUUAACCGUCUCUCCAAAGCCAAACGCUCCAUCUCCACCACCACCACCACCACCACCACCACCACUUCCACCGCCGCCGCCGCCACCACCAACAACAACGACAAUGACAACAGUGGCAGUGGCCAUUCAAUCGAGGAAGAUUACCGCAAGAUGGAAAUCCAGCUUGAAAAGUUAAGGAAAGACAUAAACUACAUAGGCCUCGCUUUCACCAAUUUCACCAACUUUGAAGACAACGCCGCUGCUCUCUUCAAGGCUCUCUUGCAACACACUCUCGACAAGUCCUUGAACGAUUUGAGAGCCACUUCUCGCAGCCCCACUUUUCUGAUCAACCAGCUUCAAUCCAAGCUUCAGUUGCUCAGCGAGAUCGUCCUCAAGUUAAAGCUCCAGAUCCCUUUGCCGCAUAAGCUCUCCGCCACCGACUCCGACGCCAGAAAGUACACCCGGGUCGGUGUCGGUGCGGAUUACGAUGAUCUCCAGGUGAUUGAUAAAUUGCCUGAUUUACACUUCAACGAACUUUUUGAUAAAAGCUUCGCUUUUAAAGAUUUUAGGCACGUUUAUGAUAGUCUUGAUGUUAGAACAAAGUUGUGUUUGUUGUGUUUCGCUUUGAUUCCGGAGAAUGAGGUUGUGAAGAAGAGGUUUUUUGUGUAUUGGUGGGUUGGAGAGGGGUUGAUUAAUAGUCCACUGGGUAGUGAAGAAAAGACGUAUGAGGAAAUGGGUGAUGAAAUUUUCGAAAAGUUAGUGAAGAUGGGCUGUGUUGAGGCUGUGAAUAAGAAACAUAGAAAGGUCGCGGAUAGUUAUAAGAUGAAUUCUUUUAUUCGUUCUGCCAUGAUUGAGUUUGCGAAAGAUGCUGGGUUCUUUGAUUUUGAUGACAAAGGGAAUCCCACCGCGGAUUUUUCCAAGUGUUACCGGGCAUGUUUAGUACUAAAUCACCAUUCUCAGAAGUUACUGAGAAUUGGGUCUAAAUUGGAUCUAGAGAAAAUGCCUGAGAAAUUGGAAAUUAUAUUCAAUGUCAAUGAGCCUUAUCCUGACUUUUUCGAGUUGGAGUGGUUCUCAAAGUUAAAGAAUGUCAAGGUUCUUUAUCUGGGGAGGUGGCAGAACUCGGCAAAGCAUCACAUUGAAGUUGAGAGCAGUGAAUUCUUGAAUGGGUUGAGAAGUAUGAAAUUUUUAAGGUUUUUCAGUCUUCAAGGAAUCUCUAGGAUCACGAAGCUUCCUGAUUCUGUGUGUAAGCUCUCAAGUUUGAGGAUCUUGGAUCUUAGAGCGUGUCACAAUCUAGAGGAGCUUCCGGAUGGGAUAGGCUCACUGAAACAGCUGACACACUUGGAUAUAUCAGAGUGUUACUUGCUUGAAUACAUACCCAAAGGGAUUGCCUUGCUCUCAGAACUCCUAGUCUUUAAAGGGUUUGUAGUUGGUGAUCGCGUAAGUGCAGAUUCGUGUGCUCUUGGUGAGUUGUUAGAAUUGAGGAAGUUGAGGAAAUUGAGCAUCUACACGAACAAGAUGAAUUUUCCCACAGAUGGAGAGGUAAUUACUCUUCAACAAUUUAAAAAGCUUCAAAAGCUGACAAUUGUGUGGGGAGGUGGAGUAGACAGCCAUGCUAAGCAAGACAAGGGUGCAACACAACCAACAGGAGCAACCACCAUGAGUCCAAAGAAGAGUGGAGAUAAGAAGAAGCAAGCCAAGGGUGUGGCACAACCAAAUGCAGCAACCAGUACAAGUUCAAGGAAGAAUGGAGAUAACAAAAAGCAAGACAAAGGUGUGGCACAACCAACGGUUGCAACCAUCACAAGUCUGAAGAAUAGUGGAGAUCAUAUAAGGCCAGACAAGGUUGCAGAACAGCCAAUCGCAGAAAGCACCAUGAAUCCAGAGGAUAGUGGAGAUAAGAAGAAGAAAGACAAGGGUAAAGCAGAACUGACAUUGGAGUCUGGCGCUAAACCACAUUUUGCAAGAAAAUGAUUAAAAGUGGCCACCUUUAAGCAAGGAACAAAGCCAAUAAAUCUGGAAGAAUUUAAGGAACUAGAGAAACUGGAUCUCCAGUGUUACCCUCAGAUGAAAGCACCCAGAUGGUUGAUACCUGGAAAACUUGACAAGCUAAAGAAACUGUACAUCAGAGGAGGGGAACUCCAAAAUCUAAUUCAAGAGAACAAUAAAUGGAAAGUUGAGAUACUACGUCUGAAGUUCUUGAGUAACAUAAAGAUGGAUUGGAGAGAACUCCGGGCAUCGUUUCCUCACUUAUAUUACUUGGAGAAAUUCAAAUGCCCUAAAAUCACUUUGUUUCCAUGUGAUGAGAAUGGGUUAUGGCUAAAGCCAUGAACUGAGCAAUAGAAUGAGAGCAGUUGCUAGACAUAAAUCUAUGUAUUCACUCUGUUGUUCUUGUCAAGAUGACUCACAUAAUCAGAAGUAUGUAAUGUUUCUGGCACAAUUUUUGAAUUUA
Messenger RNA from Quercus lobata, 2582 nucleotides. RefSeq lists its product as uncharacterized. The record is from RefSeq and is a predicted model, not a curated record. Gene Ontology annotation, biological process: defense response to other organism. Lineage: Eukaryota; Viridiplantae; Streptophyta; Magnoliopsida; Fagales; Fagaceae. The transcript has a single exon. The coding region runs from base 59 to 2104 and encodes 681 amino acids.